Molecule: messenger RNA, 2285 nt
Organism: Silurus meridionalis
Lineage: Eukaryota; Metazoa; Chordata; Actinopteri; Siluriformes; Siluridae
Gene: tmeff2a
Product: transmembrane protein with EGF-like and two follistatin-like domains 2a
Exons: 10
Coding region: 391-1524 (377 amino acids)
Molecular function (GO): protein binding
Source: RefSeq, a predicted model, not a curated record
CAGUGGUUAUAACGGGUAGCGCGAGACGGGAGCGCGCGCACAGUGCAACGCGUGUCGGGAGCGCAGCGGAUGUUACACCCAGCUCGCCGAAUGGAAAUGUCUUUUUGCCCCAUUUGAUCAUUUGCGUUUUUUUUGUUUGUUUGUCUUCUUUUUUUUAACCUUUACUUUUUGGGCUUCUUGGUGUUUCAUCAUCAUCUUCCCAAUCUUUUCCUUUUUUUUUUUUCCUCCUUUAUUUUUCUUUCUGUUUCUCUCUCCAUCCUCCGUUUGCGCUUCGGUUCCGGGUGGGAUCCGGUGCAGCCUGGACGGCGGCGCUUGAUGGGUCGCGGAGAAUGGCCCCGUUCCGGCCUGUGAGUCGGCCUCAGUCGGUGUACCGGGGGGUGAAAAACUGACAUGGGUCCCGCGGCGGUUACGGGCGCAGCAGCGGAGCCGCGGCGCUCAUGGAGCCGCGCUGCCAGAGACUGGCUGUGGGUCGCCGUGGUCUCCCUUCUCGCUACUUUCCCCGUGCAGCGUCUCCGCGCGUUCCCGUCUUCCCUCAGCGACUGCCAGACGCCCACCGGGUGGAACUGCUCGGGUGAUGAUGACCGGGAUACAGAUCUCUUCCUGUGUGACACCAACACUUGCAAGUUCGAUGGCGAGUGUCUCCGAAUCGGGGACAUAAUCACCUGCAUCUGUGACUUCAAGUGCAACAAUGACUACGCCCCAGUGUGUGGCUCUAAUAACAAGUUCUACAACAACGAGUGUUUGCUCCGGAGAGAUGCCUGCAAACAGCAGACUGAGAUCCUGGCGGUGUCUGAGGGACCCUGUCCUAUCGAGGCAGGAUCUGGAUCUGGGGAUGAAGGGAACGAGGGCUCAGCUGAGAAUGGACAGAAGGAGACGUCCACCUGCGAUAUCUGCCAGUUCGGGGCCGAGUGUGACGUGGACGCCGAGGAUGUAUGGUGUGUGUGCAACAUCGACUGCUCCCAUAUAAGCUUCAACCCGGUGUGCGCGUCCGACGGCCGCUCGUACGACAACCCGUGCCAAGUGAAAGAGGCGUCGUGUCAACGGCAAGAGCGCAUCGAAGUCAAGUUCCUGGGCCACUGUCAAGGUGACAUGAUAACGGGGAACAAACCCGGGGAUGGUCACUACGCCAGAGCCGACUUGCCAGGUGCAGAAGCCGAAGUGUCUGAAGUGGCACGAGGAAUUUACAUCCCGUGUCCAGAGCACUACAAGAACUAUUGCGUACACGGAGACUGUGAAUACCCCAACAUGCUCUCCACUCCAUCCUGCAGUUGUCACUCAGGCUUCAGUGGCCCCCAGUGUGACACCAAGGAGUACAACGUGCUGUACGUGGUGCCGGGUUCUGGAAAAGUCCGUUACGUCCUAAUCGCCUCCAUCAUCGGAGCCCUGCAGGUGGCCAUCAUCUGUGUGGUGGUGCUGUGUAUCACCCGAAAGUGCCCACGGACUAACCGUAUCAACCGUCAGAAGCAAAACGUCACGCACUACAACUCGGAGAACACCCUUCGCGCCUCCACCCGCCUCAUCUAAGCGUCGGGAGAAGCCUCCCAGUCGUGGGGAUGUGUAGUCACAAGAGAUUAGAGAUCCAGCCGCUCCCUCCUGCCUCCUGGUGCAACACGACGGACCAUCCCGGACUACUGCACUACUAGACAGAGGGGAGGGGAGGGGUGAUGGUGGGGUUGUAGGUGAGGCUGAGGGGGGUGGGUGACACGCGGUGCCUUCUACCUGUGGCACAGGACACAAACCCGAGAGGAUCUUAGGACAUUACGUUAGGACACGUCCUAUAUUUGGUUAUGUAUGGGUAAUAUUUCCACUAGUUUCUUUGUUUUGUCUUGGUGGGGUCCUUUUUCUGUAAAUGUAAAUAAAUAAUUUAUAUCACAAAACAGAUAAUAGCAUGCAACUGUAUUUUUAUGGCGGGUGCCAGUUUGGCAAGAAUAGGGGUUCGUAACUUUUUUUAUAGACAACACUACAUCUGUGGAUUAAUGUCAAGUUUAGACGGAUGAUUUUUUUUUGCUAUAAACACCGUCUCUCGAGCCUGAUAUAUAUGAUACGUUAUGUGUUACACCUGUUCUGACCACUAGGGGGUAGACUUUGUGCAAAAUAAUGUAACUUCUUGUGCCUUAGAUCCAGAGCUUAUCGGAACUGACCCAUUAAAAAUGCAAAUCCAGUUGUGACAUUAUAAUCGACAUUGGUACAUUGGUAAUCUUAAACGAUAUUUGCAUACACAACGCACCUCACAUGGCAAAAAAAGAAAGACGGCACUCAAUGAAUGAAUUUGAGAAAAUCAUACA